This is a messenger RNA of Apis cerana (Asiatic honeybee), 1716 nucleotides long. RefSeq lists its product as uncharacterized. The record is from RefSeq and is a predicted model, not a curated record. Lineage: Eukaryota; Metazoa; Arthropoda; Insecta; Hymenoptera; Apidae.
AUGCUUACGAGAAAGGAAUCGAUGCCGAUGCAAUCAUACAGAAGAGUUAGAAAGAUAAAAGAUUCUACUUCUUCGUGUUCCUGUGACGAUGAAAACGAGAGUCUGUUAAAAAUAGAAGACAGAGCCACCGGGAAUAUAUAUUUCGCCAAACGAAGAAUUAAAAGGUCAAUUACGGAAGAUGAUUGUGACGAAAAUUUUAGUGAGAUAGUCCCGUAUGGAAGAUUCGCCACUAAACAAUUACCAAAGCAUUUGGAAUCCGCUGUGAAAGACACGUGUUAUUUCGAGGAAGAUGAAACUAAACAUUUACGAACACGAAAGUGUGUUCGUCAAAUGGAAGACGUUAAAUCUGAAUUAUCGAGAGAAGAUCUUGGAAUUUCAGAAAGGAAACCUAGGACUUCAGGAGGCCGUAAAUUUUUGGAAGUCAUAAAACCUUUGGAAACUAUAAAGCCUUUGAAAACUUUUUGGUCAUCGAAAGUUAAAGAAAAAAUUGAUACAGAUGAAGAAACGAAACUUGAUGAUAUGGAACCCAUAGAAAUAAAAGUAGAUAAAGCAACCGAUUUACUACCAGAUAAAAGCAGAUUCACUCAAACAAAGUUUUAUAAACACGAUAAAGAAGAUAAAAAUGGUAAACUAGAUAUUAGAAAUCCAGACGUAAGAAAGAUUAGCAAAAGAGAGUUAAGCAGGGAAAGGAAAAAAUAUCGGGAAAGGUGCAAAAAACAUCAUCGUAGCCGUUCGAGACGAAGGAAAUCCAGUUGUUCGGAAGAAUCAAUAUUAACAGAUGAAGAAAUAUAUGAAUACAAAUCCAGAUUAAAAAAACCAUGUCGGUAUGCUCCUGAAACACCUACUAGAGAAAGAAGACGAGCAAGAGAAUGGGAAUCGUGCGAAAAUAUUCAUUUCCCAUACGAAUGCGAGUGUUGUCCACGAAAUUGUAGAAAGCAUAUUUAUAAAAGGAGUGGUUCUGAAAUUCCUCGUGAAUUUAUUACGACUGAACCGGAAGCAACGACGCGAAGACCCGAUAUGCCUAUGGUAAAAAGAUAUUUACCUAUGUAUCAAACUCCGGAAUUAAUUGAAGAGUUGAAAAGACACGAUAGAAUGAAAUUAAUUCAAGAAAAAGAAAAGAAAAAGCAUAGAAGUCCUUUUCGAUGUUUAGACAGCUCAACGAGUAGUAGAAUGGAGACUCAAAGGAUCAAUCCUUCUCUUGCAUCUGAACGUUCAUUCAAAGUAAUUCAACAAGAUGACAGAUAUCCUUAUCAGGAAUCGCAGACUUAUAAAAAUGUUUUAAGCGAAUUUCAAAGAAGAAUUGGAUGUCGAGAAAGUCAUAAAUCUUGCGAAAGCAUACCACUAAUAUGUUUGUCUGAAAAAGCAGAUAAAAGUAAACGUGUAAAACAACUUUAUCCAGCCAAAAGUCAAAGUCAAAGAAAAUCGGAUGUGAAAAAAUUCACUCAUAAAAUGGUAACGCCAUUUAAAAUAACAUGUAAACACAAGAUGCACAAAGCAAAUGUAAGGUUUAAACAAAUGAAAAGUUGUGAUUGCUCACACGAUUCAGAAGUUUUAAGCGAGACAUCCUCCGCUUGUAGUUGUGCCACAUAAAUCUUAUAUAUCUACGAAUGAAACAACAAAUAACAAUGAAUAAAUUUCAAACAUUUUUUAUCGGAUAAAAAUAUAUGAUCGCUUUUUAUUUUACUUAAACUACUAUAUACGUGUUAUAUACUUCUA